GACAACGAGCGACGGGCGGCGGAGGACGCGGAGGAGGAAGGGGAGGCCGACCAACAAGAUGGCCCCUGCUGCAGGAGCAGCCUCAGCAGCAGCAGGUGGGGGGCUGGAGGCGGCGCUGGCGGUGGCGGCUACGGCCGUGGUCCCGCGGCCUGGGACAGAGUCAGAGUCGAUGGUGGCGGCGGCGGCGGCGGCUGCCGCGACGGUGGCGACGGCCGCAGGGACUCGGAGCUGAGAGGAGCUGCUGCUCGGACCAGCGCGGUUAUAUUUCACACUAUGUGCUGACUGUAUCUACAGAAGAUAUUUAAAAAAAAAAAAAGAUAAACUUUUUUCCAAGAAUUUGAUUCCAGUGGAAUCUUUGCUUUAGAUUUUGUGUGUGUGUGUGUGUGUGUGUGUGUGUGUGUGUGUGUGUGUAUUAGUGAAUUGUAACUCCAGAAGCAAUGCCUGUACAAGCUCCACAAUGGACGGAUUUCCUUUCCUGCCCAAUUUGCACUCAGACUUUCGACGAAACAAUUCGAAAGCCCAUCAGUUUGGGCUGUGGCCAUACUGUCUGCAAAAUGUGCCUGAAUAAACUCCACCGUAAGGCUUGCCCGUUUGACCAGACUACUAUCAAUACAGACAUUGAGCUCCUUCCUGUGAACUCAGCAUUACUACAGCUAGUGGGUGCUCAGAUCCCUGAGCAACAGCCCAUUACUUUGUGUAGUGGGGUUGAAGAUACAAAGCAUUAUGAGGAAGCCAAGAAAUGUGUAGAAGAAUUAGCCUUAUACCUGAAACCACUCAGCAGUGCUAGAGGAGUGGGUCUGAAUAGCACUACUCAGAGUGUUCUGAGUCGCCCAAUGCAGAGGAAGCUUGUGACUCUAGUCCACUGCCAGCUAGUGGAAGAAGAAGGAAGGAUCCGUGCUAUGAGGGCUGCUCGAUCUUUAGGUGAACGCACAGUUACAGAGCUCAUUCUCCAGCACCAAAAUCCUCAGCAGCUCUCCUCUAAUCUCUGGGCAGCAGUCAGAGCUAGGGGCUGCCAGUUCCUUGGACCAGCAAUGCAGGAGGAAGCACUGAAGCUUGUCUUGCUGGCCUUGGAAGAUGGUUCUGCUUUGUCACGGAAAGUGUUGGUUCUCUUUGUGGUGCAAAGACUGGAACCACGUUUUCCUCAAGCCUCUAAAACCAGCAUUGGGCAUGUUGUUCAGCUCCUUUACAGAGCCUCCUGCUUCAAGGUCACCAAACGUGAUGAAGACUCUUCUUUGAUGCAGCUGAAAGAAGAAUUUAGGACUUACGAAGCUCUGCGACGAGAACAUGACUCCCAGAUAGUGCAGAUUGCUAUGGAAGCAGGCUUAAGAAUUGCACCAGACCAGUGGUCCUCUUUGCUUUAUGGAGACCAGUCUCACAAAUCUCAUAUGCAGUCCAUUAUUGACAAGUUGCAGACCCCUGCCUCCUUUGCACAAAGUGUUCAGGAGCUAACAAUUGCUCUCCAGCGAACUGGAGACCCAGCAAACUUGAACCGACUAAGACCCCACUUGGAGCUACUAGCAAACAUUGACCCUAGUCCAGAUGCUCCUCCUCCAACAUGGGAACAGUUAGAAAAUGGCCUGGUUGCUGUACGUACAGUAGUACAUGGACUGGUCGAUUAUAUUCAGAACCACAGCAAAAAAGGAGCAGACCAACAGCAGCCUCCACAGCAUAGCAAAUACAAAACAUACAUGUGUCGAGAUAUGAAGCAGAGGGGAGGAUGCCCUCGUGGGGCCAGCUGUACCUUUGCACACUCACAAGAAGAACUGGAAAAAUUUCGUAAAAUGAACAAACGUCUGGUUCCCAGAAGACCCCUGAGUGCCUCUUUGGGUCAACUUAAUGAGGUGGGCCUGCCUUCAGCACCUAUGCUUCCUGAUGAAAGUGCAGUGGAUUUGUCGAGCAGGAAACCUCCUGCACUUCCAAAUGGAAUUGUAUCGGCAGGGAGCACAGUGACACAGCUGAUUCCACGUGGGACAGACCCCAGCUUUGAUUCUAGUCUGAAGCCAGGAAAGCUAGACCACCUGAGCAGCAGUGCUCCUGGGUCCCCUCCUGACCUGCUGGAAUCUGCUCCUAAGAGUAUUUCUGCCUUACCUGUGAAUCCACAUCCUGUACCUCCAAGGGGGCCAGCAGAUCUGCCUCCCAUGUCUGUCACCAAACCAAUUCAGAUGGUACCUCGAGGUUCUCAGUUAUAUCCAGCACAACAAGCGGAUGUUUAUUACCAGGAUCCUCGAGGAACUGCCCCAGCAUUUGAGCCACCUCCUUAUCAGCAGGGUAUGUACUAUACUCCACCACCAUGUGUGUCCCGCUUUGUCCGACCUCCACCAUCUGCUCCUGAACCUGGUCCUCCAUACUUGGAUCAUUAUCCACCCUACCUCCAAGAUCGUGUCAUAAACUCUCAGUAUGGCACACAACCACAACAGUACCCUCCUAUGUACCCAUCUCACUAUGAUGGUCGCCGUGUGUACCCUGCUCAGUCUUACGCAAGAGAGGAGAUUUUCCGGGAAAGCCCAAUACCCAUUGAGAUUCCAUCUGCAGCAGUACCAUCCUAUGUGCCCGAGUCCAGAGAACGAUACCAACAGGUAGAGGGUUACUAUCCAGUGGCCCCUCAUCCAGCUCAGAUCAGACCUUCAUACCCCAGGGAUCCUUCUUAUAAUCGACUUCCUCCCCCGCAACCCCAUCCUAGCCUGGAUGAGCUACAUCGCAGACGGAAGGAAAUAAUGGCCCAGCUCGAGGAAAGAAAGGUUAUCUCUCCACCUCCUUUUGCACCUUCACCAACAUUGCCUCCUGCAUUCCAUCAAGAAGAAUUUUUGGAUGAAGAAUUCAAGAUAGCUGGGAAAUAUAAAGCAAAUGAUUAUAGCCAAUAUUCUCCUUGGUCAUGUGAUACCAUCGGCUCCUACAUUGGAACCAAAGAUGCAAAACCCAAAGAUGUUGUGGCAGCAGGGAGUGUGGAAAUGAUGAAUGUAGAAAGUAAAGGAAUGAGAGACCAGAGAUUGGAACUCCAGAGGAGAGCAGUGGAAACUAGUGAUGAUGACCUCAUCCCGUUUGGAGACCGACCAACAGUAUCUCGGUUCGGUGCCAUCUCUCGAACAUCCAAAACACUGUAUCAGGGUGCUGGCCCAAUGCAGGCUAUAGCACCUCAGGGAGCACCCACAAAACCUAUCAGCAUUUCAGAUUACAGUUCAUAUGGAGCUCAUGGUGGCUGGGGAGAUUCUCCAUAUUCACCUCAUCCAAACAUACCUCCUCAGGGACACUUCAUUGAGAGGGAGAAAAUAUCCAUGGCAGAAGUGACCAGUCAUGGAAAAACCCUUCUGUCUGCUGAAAGAGAACAACUACGGUUAGAAUUGCAGCAACUGAACCAUCAGAUUAGCCAGCAGACCCAGCUACGUGGACUAGAGGCUGUUAAUAACCGACUGGUGGUACAGAGGGAGGUGAACACCCUGGCAGGCCAGCCACAGCCCCCUCCACUGCCUCCAAAAUGGCCUGGAAUGAUCUCAAGUGAGCAACUAAGCUUGGAACUACAUCAGGUUGAAAGGGAAAUUGGCAAGAGAACGCGGGAAUUGAGUAUGGAGAACCAGUGUCCUAUGGACAUGAAAAACAAACUGGGUACAAGUAAGCAAGCAGAAAAUGGACAGCCAGAGCCACAAAACAAAGUCCCAGCUGAAGACCUUGCAUUGACAUUCAGUGAUGUGCCGAAUGGAUCAGCUUUGACACAGGAGAAUCUCAGCCUCCUAUCAAACAAGACCAGCUCUUUGAACCUGUCAGAAGACUCUGAGGGAGGAGGAGAUAACAAAGAUUCCCAGAGAUCAGGAGUUACUUCCAGUUCUGCUCCCUAGAAUACGGGUGCCCUGCUUCUACCUUCUGCUCCUAAUCAAUUCAUAGGACAUAAGGAUAGAAGAAUGGAUAACUUCUAAACUUUUUCUCUGAGUGGUCAGCGAAAUCCAGGAAAAGCACCGGAGGCAAUGUGCACCAACACCACUACUAAACAAACCCUGCACAUAGUUCACAUUAAUGCAUUUUUUUUAAUUUAAAGAAAAAGAAAAUUAGCAGUAUCUGCAAGCAAUUCAGAUUAAAUUUGUUUUUGUUCUGUGAAUGAACUUUAUUUUAAUAACUUUGGACGCCUUGGAUCCAGGGCUUUAAAAAAAAGAAGAUAUUAUAUAUAUACUCUGUUUGAUUAAUUGUAUGAUCUUAAUGAAGUAGGUUUUUCUUGUAUUUUGGUAUUAUUACAUACCCAGUGUAAAAUUCCUUUCUCCCAGUCCUUUGCAACUCCACAACCGUGUAAACUAAAAGCACUGUUUCCAAGAAUUCUGUGAUAAUUAGAUUGGCUUAUUAGAAGCUGUGCAGCAAACUAAGGUUUUUAGAGCUAUUCUUCAGCGCCCUACAGUGCACCCACACCCACCCUGUUUCAAGAUCACUAGCUUCCUGACUUUUCUUACAACAUUAAAACUUCAUUUGGGUAGGGUAGGCUUUUAGUUUCAUCUUUUUAGAGAUUUCAACAGGCUGUUGAUUGUUAGAGCUGCACUUUCCCAUGCUAAGGAUUCCUUGCAUUCUCUCCAUAAAAUCUGAAAGCCUGUUUGGUGUUUACAUUACUUAAUUAGAUUUAAAUGAAGAUUAUCUUUGAACUCAUAACAGGACAUGGUGGCUCAUUUUGGUAAUCCCAGGACUCAAGAUGCUGAGGCAGGAGAAAAAAGAAGAAAAUAAAUGAGCUUCAACUUGUUAAUGGUGGAAACACAGUUCCUGUCCUCCUAUGUUGAGCUCAUAAUGUAAAUUGGAGCUGUGCUCAAAUGCUCAAAAAAAAUCACAACAAUAACCAUGUUCUAAAACUUGGAGAGAUGGCUCACCAGUACUGGUUGCUCUUCCAGAGGACCCAGGUUCUUCCUAGCACCCACAAGAUGGCUCACAACUGCCAGUAGUUCCAAAGGAUCUCACACCCUCUUCUGACUUUGUGGGCACCAGACACACAUGGGUGCGUGUACAUACACACACAUAAAAUACAUAAGUUUUACAUUUGAUGUGAACUUAAAUAAACGAGGACACAUUUCAAUGGAAUUUUUAUUUUUCUUUCAAAAGUAUAAAAGAUUUGGCAGAUAAAAACUGAGUCUUGAAGAUAGUUUAUGUAUUGAUUACUUGUGCUGCUCAGAAAUUACUAGCUUAACUAAAUAACUUGAAGUGGAUUUUUAGACUUUCUUUCUGACAUUAAAAAUGUUUAUGAAAACAUUAUUAAAGAGUAAGGAAGGAUUUUUACUUAGUUCUGCUGCACAUAUUCUAAUGCUACCACUGUAUGCUUAAUUCACUAAGCCCCUGUAAAAUGAGUUCAUUGGGGGACUAUUCCACAGUCACUCCAUCCCUCUGACUGCCUGACAUUCAGUUUCCCUUUCUAGAUACUACUACUAAACAAGAAAGCACUGGUUAUGUAAUAAGUUACUGCAUUGCUUUGGUUGGGUAAAAGCAAAAGUUUAUAUUUUUCUUAUUUCUUAUAUUCCUACCCGUUAACUCCUGCUGAGGUCAGAACCACCUCAGUCUGCUCUGUGUCUGUCAUGUUGUUAAUGGAAACAAUUGGGUGGGGGUGGGGUGGGAAGGGUAAAAUAGUCCUGCCAUUGCCUACCAGUAGGAAAUCCAAACAGAACACUCAUUUGAGUAGCGAUUAUUUAAUUUGCCCAGUCAAGGCACCGUGUUUAUAUACUAUUUCACAUUGAAUUUGAUUAUGCCCUACAGACCUGGCUGGUCAAGGAUUUGAUAUACACAUAUUGGCUUGGGAUUCGAGCUUUCUUUUUUAUUUAAAUAAAAAUUUAUAUAUAUUAUAUAUAUACAUAUAUACAUUGCUAUAUCUGUAUAUAUAUUGGGUAUGUUUUAAAGAUUUCUUCGCAUGAGCGCAGCUGUUGCAAUAAAAUGACCGAUUGGGAGGUAGAAGCACUGAAUGACAGUGAGGCAUUUUCAGUUGAUACAUACAUUUUUCUUUUCAUUUGAAAUAUACGUUUAUACAUCUGCUUUCUUGGCCUUUUUUUAAAGAUAAAACAUCUUUUACAUUUAUACUUUAAAUACUCAUUAUUUAUUGAGAGAAGGAAAGAAAUGUUAUGUCUGACAAGAUUUUUGUUUUUAUGCACAUCUGUAAAAUGCCACAUUAUUGGCCUCUUGCCUUUAGUAAACAGAUUUGGGCAGGACUUAUUUCCUUUGGACAUGUCCGAUAAUUCCUAAGUCUGAGAAGCAGGAGGUUUGUUUUAGAAAUUGCAAUGACUAGGGGGGAAAUCUGCAUAUUGGUUUUAUUGGAGUUAAGAAUAAAAGUAAAUUUUCCUUGUGGUGCAUAUGAAACCCCCGGAAUGCACUCUGCUGCAGUGCACUAGUAUGAAACCCCCGGAAUGCACUCUGCUGAGGUGCACUAGCAUCCCUCCAGCUGUUAUUCUCACUUAGGGAGAAAAUUAGCCUCUUAGAUGGUGGGUUGAGUUCCCCAAGCCCAGCCUCUAGCCCGUCUGGCUGGGGUGGAAAGUAGAAGAUGGUGUACCUACAAUUUCUCUGUUUUAGAAAUUGGUUAUCUUCCCUUACAAAUUCUUAGGUGUGUUUUAUGUGCUGGGGGAGUGGUUGUUUGUUUGUGCCCACUGGCAGAUGUGGCGAUUCAAUAAACCCCACAACCUCGAGGAUGUUUUUUCCCUUUAACAGAUUUUGUGUUAUGAGGCAACAAUAAACUGAAGCAUAACUUCAUGACUCUUAACUGCUGUUUUUGUCAGAAUCUGAAAAGCAUUGAUUUUUAUUUUUGUCUUUAGAGACAUUAAGAAACAACCCUCAUCAAAUAGAAAGUAAACUUUUACAGCAGCAGCCCUUUGUGAGACAGAGUUUACCAUGCAGCCCCGGCUGGUUCUGAACUCAGGAUCCUUCAGCCUCUGAGCGCUGUGAUUUCAGGCAUUUGCCACUGUGCUCAGCAAUAUGUAUGGUUUUUUCACUUAAAUGGUUUCUUCUGAGGAUGACUAUUUGCUUUUUACUGUACUUAAGACCAAGAAUCAUCUAAGAUAAACAUAGACAAUUCUGGAAGGGUUAGGAGCCUUACAUUCAUACUUGUUCAGAAACAAAAAGCCAGUGUAUUAUCAUAGUGAAUAUAUAAAAGUAUUUGGGCUCAUUCUGUUUUCAGUGAGUCUUUGGAAAAUGAUAAAAAUGAGAAUGAAAUAUCUAGACUCACUUUCCUAAUUUAUAGCCACAAGUCUAAUAGCUACCCUCUUCUGAAGGAUAACUUAUACAGUCUGAUGUGACCAAAGAGCCAUUCUUUCCUACUUAAUCUAAUUAAACAGAACUUGUCACCUAAGUUUCUAAUAGUAAUGUUCAAGUGACAAGACACUAUUAUUAAUGUUAAUUAGAAAUAUUCAACUACUCCGAAUGUGUAAGAACUCAUUUGGUACGGGAUUAAUGUGUGUUAUUCCCUUCUCUCAUUUUCCUUCCCUUCUGUUUUUUUUUUUUUUCCCAUUUAUUUAUUCUUUUGCCUAAAAGCAAGAGAUUGAUGUGAUUUUCACUUGCUACUCGGAUACAUGGUCCCAUCGGACUCCCAUGAGCUUCAUUGUGGGAGCUUGAAAUUUAGUUUCUAAGUUUCCCAUGAUUUUUUUUUCUUUUCUUCCUGACCCCUUGCCAUUCUGCAGUUUCCCCUUGACUUACCCAAUCUGUAACAGUGACAGUUUGCUGCCUCUAAACAGAGCAUUCAAAUGAAUUCGCUUAGCCAAUGACUUCUGUGAAGUUGCCUUUUCUAAUGGCGUUAUUACUCAGUGAUGCACAGAUGUGGUAUUUGCCCUACUGGCAGGCAAGCAAAGGUCUGGUAAAAAAUGAUAACCUGCUAUUUCUUUAAGGAGCGCCAAAGACUUGUGCUUUACUCUGUUUUGGUUUUAGGGGAAAUAGUAGCCAUUUUGAUUAUGAAACCUGGUAGUAUUUGUAAGUUGAUUGUACUGUGUAGAUGUCUAAAGUUAACUGUAAGGUUAGCUGGCCUUAUCAAAUGUAAAAGUAAUGAAAAUUCAUCAGUUUCUCUAAACCAGUAAAUAUCAUCCUUGACAAUAUUUGUUUAAGCAACUCACUCUCCCUUCUGGGGAUUAUCUUGAUGGAAUAGUAUCUUCUGUGUUUUUCUGUACUCUCACCUGUGCCUACAGGACAAUGUAUUUCACUAUGGUCAAGUCAUGGGGCUAGGAAUUUUUCCUGAGCUUGAGGCUUGUGAGAAAUAGUUAACUGUAGUUAAUACCUGUUCAGCUAUGUUCAGGGUCAUCUUACUUUUACUAAAUGGGAUUCAUGUGCUAUUAUUUAUAUGUACAAAUGGUGAUAAAAUGAAAUUUCACCAUAUUCUCCAUUUGGGCUUUUAAAAAUCAAGUAAAGAGUUCAGUAUGUAAAAUCUUGUGUAAAAAUCAUCUGUAAUGAUGUAUAUUUUAUUAAAAGAUAUGGCCUAAUUAGUUUUAAGGAGGAAUUAAUGACCUUGCAUAAUAACUACAGUUUAUUUACACUAUUACACCCUUACCCUAUAAAACGUUCAAGUGUGUUAAAAUCUUGUUAAUACAUGUUUAUAGUGUUGCAAAGGGAUCUCAUCUGAAAAUAGAGCUCAGAUUAAGUGACUUCACUGAGACAGUUUACUCUCCAUAGAGUUGAACACAAGUAGUCUACUACUGUUUAUCUGCACGCUUGUUUUGCAGAAACACGUCCACGUCUAUCUUGGACAGCUACAGCUUUUAUAUUUAUUUUUUCAGCUCAGCUUUUGAAAAUUAGUUGCUGAAAUGACUUGCUGGGAGUUUUGGUAAAUUUUUAGCUCUCAGUCACCUUUUCUGAGCCACUUAAGAAAAAGAGCUGGUUUUGUUUUGCUUUUUUCAAAAGGUAUAAUUUCAAAUAAAACCUUUUUGUUACUUGAAAUUUUAAGAUUCUAUUUCUGUAACUGUUAAAGGUGUUUUCAUAGGUAACCUAUUCUAAUUAAUUAGUAAUACUAGUUACAUUAAUAAAGAGGAAGCUGGCACCCCCAGGAGUAAGUAACGCCUUCUAAUGGGUAUGUUCUCUGUUGGUAGGUACCACACUGAAUAAACUGGGGGAAGAGCCCUUGAAACCCCUUUGUCCCUUAGCACUAGGAUUGCUCUCAGAGCCUCUGGGUCUCAGACACUGAAUCUCCCUGAACUUAUCCUUUAGCAAAAUAGCUUUUCUUUUCACAUUAACUCAAGGUGGAAAACUUAAACCUGAAGACAGUACUGUGUCAGAAAAAAAAUGUGUAUUUAGAAAAAUGAAACCCUGUGGAGUUUGUUAUCCUGAUGUAUGUUAUUUAGUAGAAAAGAUGACUUUAUUUUGUAUAGAAGACUCACUUUCUGGUGACUGUGUUUUGUCUUUUAAUGCUGAGUAGACAGAUCACAAGUCUUUGGCUCCCAUGUUAGAUUGUGCAGAGUCAUCUUAGAACUGGAAACUGUCAGGUGGUCCCACUCUAAUAAGGGCAUGAAAGGUCAAAAAUGAAUGCAAACAAUUCCUGGGUGGUUGAUGGUCUGGAUUUUUUAUUUGUUUUUGGUCUCCUUUAAAAAGUUAUUUCUGUAAUUUAUUAGUGUAGCCUGUCUCUGGUUGGCUGGCAUUUCAUAGUAAUAUCUAAACCACCCCAUAAAUUUUUAUUUCUCUACUUAAAAGGCCUUUAAAGCUUUUGCUUUUCAGCUCUGCAUUCCCUGAGAGAUUUCCCCCUUAUGUAUUUUGCCUAACUUUCCACUUAUCCUUUGUUUUCCCACCUUCUGGAUGUAAAAGAACUGAAAGAAAAAAUUGCCUUUCCUGGUCAUGGGCCUCAGUGUCUUCCUUUGCAAUGCAUCUGUGACUUUCCAGGAGAAAUGCAGAACGUGAGCUGAGGCUGUGAACAGACCUUUCACCCACCUAAACAUUUUCCAGUUGUGAGGUUCCUCUUCGUGUGUGGUCCUUCCUUUCUGCCCCCUGCCAACCUUCCCUGACUAUGGUCAAUUGGUCUCUUGGCUCAUACCAGUCUCCUGAGACAUUCUGCAGUCGUUAUCACCUUUUUGGGUGCAUUUUAUUUACUUUGUUCUUUUAUUUUUUUUAAAAAAAAUAACUUUAACAUUGAUUCAUAUUUGCUUGGGAUAGAGCUUGUGUAAUUUACCAAUCGUAUUGAUUGUAUGUGAUUGUGCCCUGCAGAGGUAUACUUAACAAAAGUAAUCUAAGUUAAUAAAGGAGCCCAUGAGAUUUGAGUCAGAAUAGAAGUGACUUUAUGAAAUUGCAGUUUUGGAUAAUGUGAAUUCCCUUCUCAGAAUCAGUGCUACAUAAAUACCUAUUUUUAAAGAUUUUUACAUUCCUAUAUUUUCCCAUGGCCUCAGCUCCCUAUUUUUAUGUCAUUCUAUGCCCACCUGCUCAGAUUUUUUUCAAUUGAGCAUUAAAAUAACAAUUGACUUUUAAAUUAAUGAAUUUUGGGAAAUUUUACGUUUUCCAUAUGUUUCCAAUUGAGAACAAAGGAUGGGUUGAAAUUCACUAACCCGUGACUGACUACUUAGCAUCUGGCCAACGCUGAGAUUUUAUCUGGAGGCAUUAUUUUCUGCAAGUUCUUUUUAAAUAAGUAAAAAGGACCUUGCCUGAAAUGGAACAUUCCCUUUCUUACUUAAUCUGUUUGUUAUUUCCAUUUUUAAAACAGCCUUCAAAACAAAUGAGGUGAAAGAAAAGAAAUAGGAAUGUGUUCAGAGCUACAAAACUGAUCUGAAUAAGUACAUGUUCCACUGCUGCACAUUUUUGAGAAGCUGUAGGCCUUCUUUCUCAAUCUCGCAUUAUUUGUGUGCAUGUUGUUUAUAUUAAAGAUGCCACAUUUUGUUAAAAUGCUAUUUCCUUUAUUACCUUGGGAACUGACUCAGCCUCUUGUUGCUCCUAAUUAGGGUUUAAGGCUCUUGUGAGUUGCAGAUAAAAGGAUUCAUUUUAACAAACAGAAGGAGGUGAUUCACCUUUUGGAUUGUAAAUAUAUGAAAGUGUCUACAAGGUCUUUAUCUGCUUUCUGUCAGCAUUUAUAUUAAAUGAUAAAUUAAUGAGGA
Messenger RNA from Arvicola amphibius (Eurasian water vole), 10988 nucleotides. RefSeq names its product ring finger and CCCH-type domains 1 (gene Rc3h1). The record is from RefSeq and is a predicted model, not a curated record. NCBI's taxonomy places the organism in Eukaryota, Metazoa, Chordata, Mammalia, Rodentia, Cricetidae. The transcript has 20 exons. Gene Ontology annotation, molecular function: metal ion binding. The coding region runs from base 438 to 3830 and encodes 1130 amino acids.